AUGGACGAAGGAGACGACGAUGACGAAGAGAGCACACGCCCAGAGCCGUUUAGUGGACAGGGACAUGCCCUCAAGCCUGCAGGCACGAGCAGCAAAGCAUCAACAAGAGGAGGCAGCAGCAGCAGCAGCAGCAAGAAAGGCAAGAAGAAGACCACCAAGAAGAAGGCAACCCGCUGA
Messenger RNA from Salpingoeca rosetta, 177 nucleotides. RefSeq lists its product as uncharacterized. NCBI's taxonomy places the organism in Eukaryota, Choanoflagellata, Craspedida, Salpingoecidae. Bases 1 to 177 code for a protein of 58 amino acids. The record is from RefSeq and is a predicted model, not a curated record. The transcript has 2 exons.